Molecule: messenger RNA, 1899 nt
Organism: Penicillium hordei
Lineage: Eukaryota; Fungi; Ascomycota; Eurotiomycetes; Eurotiales; Aspergillaceae
Product: fungal specific transcription factor domain-containing protein
Exons: 4
Coding region: 1-1899 (632 amino acids)
Biological process (GO): DNA-templated transcription
Cellular component (GO): nucleus
Molecular function (GO): DNA binding; zinc ion binding
Source: RefSeq, a predicted model, not a curated record
AUGUGUAAUUAUGAUUAUCCAAGUGCCGGAGAGGUAACCCAUGGGGGCCCUAUAACCGUAUUGCAAAGCCCGCCGGCUUCAACAAUUGGUGAUCGGUCUUCGGCACUUGAUACAGGUAGAGAUUACCAGUUAAGGAGCCAAGUCGGAUAUGCUUACACUGGUGACGACAACUAUAUGUCAAAAGUGCACGAGGAGCAGAUGGUCGAAGCCGACAGACAAUUUCAGCCUGGGAACUUUCAACGCAUCAUUCCUCUCCCUGAGGCUGCAAGGCAAGAACUCUGCAAUAUUUGCGCUAGGUUACCACAUCGACUAGUUACGCGAGAACUUAUCAAUAUUUAUUUUGUCGAAGCCAAUUGGUACUUUGCUAUACUAGAACAACAUUAUUUUGAGAAACUUUACAAUUCUUGGUGUUCUCUCAACGAUUCCUCAACAGAACAUGGCCAGGUUGCCGAUGUACCACCAGAUCUUCUCCAUUUCUCGGCGCUGAUAUUCCACGUUCUUUCUGUGUCUUUACAGUUCGUCUCGCCGGACAAGAAUUGUAGCCGUGCUCUAGGAGUGGAUAGUUUCAACGCGCGUGAUCAUCUUUCUAGCAAUUUCUCCACAAGCGGAGUCGAGAUCGCGCGCAUACUGGAAACGCUGGAUCCUACGAUUACUGCUGUGCAAAACGACCUUAUGCGGGCAUUGUGGUUGAAGAAUUGCAGUCGUGGAAGAGAAGCAUGGCAUGCACUAGGUGGUGCAAUCAGAAAAGCCCAAGAUCUUGGCCUCCAUCAGCAGAGCAAAGUUUAUCAAACACCACGGUCUACACUGGAGGAAACGCUCACCGAGCUGUGGUAUGAUGAGUACAAACGCAGGCUAUGGAUCAAGUUGUUCUCUUGGGACAGCCACAUGGCCUUUUCCCUAGGUCGACCACGCGCCAUCAACGUCAGUGACUGUACAAUCACUCCGCCGUUAGAUUGCGAUAUACCAGCCGACCCGUCAACCAGGAUACCGAUGACUUUAGCUCCACAUGAGCCUCCCUCAUCUUAUACACCACAUCUUUUCCAAUACGCCGUCUCUCAACAUUCUCAUGAGGUGAUGUCUUUGGGUGCCCACAAGAAGAAUUUCAUAGAUUAUGCCUUGAUCCAAAGCACCCACGACAGGAUUAUAUCGUUAUUGAGCGACCUUCCACCUGUUCAUCGACCGAUGAAUCCGGAUACGUCCUGGGACGCAAGUUACCCCCAUAUACCCAAACAACGUCAGCAAAUAUCGACCACCGCAAACUCGUUUCUCAUGGCAUUACAUACGCCACAUGCCAGAACACACACUGCUAGUCGACACGCUGCAACUCAAGCGGCUCUUGCUACGUUGGACGCGCAAGAACAGCUUUUUGAUCUCAUGGCCACUAGUUACUCUAGCAUCUAUGCUCUCUGUAUUUACACUCUUGGAGCCAGUAUAUUUCUGUGUGUCACAAUUCUAGAAUAUCCACCUGCAGAUAUGGGUAUACUACAUGGGAUCCUUCGUGCAAUCCGGAAGGCCAUUCAUCGCCUUGAACUGGCACAGGAGAGAGUCUCUUUGGCAGAGCCGGGCUCAAGACUCUUGAAACUUUGCUACCAGAAAAUGCAAGCAUCAGCGCAGGUUCGGUCCAGUUUGCAAGGCGCUGCUGCGUAUGGGGCAAAUCCCGUUGCUGCUGCUUCGUUCAUGCACGCCCCAUUUUCCGGCGGGGCCCACAUCGAAGAAUCUCCUGGCCAGCCUUCGGAGAUCCUUGCAUAUACCUCUGGGUCUGGCAUUUCAUUGCCUGACGACAUUCCGUUUGACAGCACAGUGAUGUUCGAAGAUAUCACUCAACCUCACUUCAAUAUGGAAGCAUGGGUACGGGAAUUAGACCAGGCUAACGACAUAGGAUGGUCCUCACUUCCAUAG